CAUGAACACAACGAACCUGACGUCAGGCUUGCUUGCGUCAGGCUUGCGUGCGAAGGCACAGUUACGUAGCACGCAGAACCCUAUCGCCGGGACGCCGGUUCAUAACCUCCUUCAUAACUACAAACUGCACCCCGGAAGACGAGUAAAACGCGGCUAAUUUGUUGACAGGCGCUGUGGAUACCUCACCUUAAAGCAGGCAAGAUGUCGUCUUAUGAGGAGAAUGAGUCCAAGUUUUUACGAAAGGCAAAGGAGAAUCCGUUUGUCCCAAUCGGGAUGGCUGGAUUUUUUGCGAUUGUUGGCUACAGGCUGAUGAAAAUGAAAAGUCGGGGCGAUACAAAAAUGUCAGUACACCUGAUCCACAUGCGUGUAGCUGCCCAAGGCUUCGUGGUGGGGGCCAUGACUGUUGGUGUCCUGUUCUCCAUGUACAGAGAGUACUAUUUAAAGCCCAGAGAACAACAAAAAGCAGCAGAACCCAAGUGAACAUGGCUGCUCACACUCAUAUUUUAUGUCCUUAGUAUUGCCUCACAUUAAGGUGUGCAGAAGAUUUGUUUUACAGAUGUGCCAUAACUUUUUUAUGCACACAUCCACUGUAAAUGGUUAAAGCUAUCUGAUGCUCCCUGUCUUCUGUAUAGUAUACCAGAGAUUAGACCUAUCUCUUAACACUUUUUGGGUGUUGUUUCUGUGUUAGUUUGGGGGCAUUAAAUAUAUUAUUGAAGGGUGUAAUAUAAAAUAUCAUAGGAAAAAGAAAAUGGAUAAAAUUUGAAUAGGUGUAUGACUACUAGCUGAGACCUGGGUUUAAAAAUUAAAAAAAUAUAUAUAUAUUUAUAUAAAAGAAACCAUCAGAUGCUGUUAUCUUUUGUCUCAUAUUGCUUAACUAUCCCUGCUUAUUUUCUGUAUAAUGUAUAAUGAUGGUUGACAGAAUAAAAUUGUUUGCACCUGUUAA
Molecule: messenger RNA, 943 nt
Organism: Archocentrus centrarchus (flier cichlid)
Lineage: Eukaryota; Metazoa; Chordata; Actinopteri; Cichliformes; Cichlidae
Gene: higd1a
Product: HIG1 hypoxia inducible domain family, member 1A
Exons: 4
Coding region: 202-480 (92 amino acids)
Biological process (GO): mitochondrial respirasome assembly
Cellular component (GO): mitochondrion
Source: RefSeq, a predicted model, not a curated record